CUCUUGUCUGUCUCAAAAGGAGAGGAGAGGAGAGGAGAGCAAGGGGACGACCACGACUCCAUAGACAUCCACGGCAACCAAUGCCGCCUCCACCUACCGCAACAAGUGGGAGAGACGACCGAUCGAGGACCUCCUCUUCUUCUUCUUCCUCCUCCUCCUCCUCCUCCUCCUCCACGGAGACGGGGCGAUCCACUCAUUCAACGCCUCUUCUCUUGUCUUCUCUCCCACGCACCCGCACGCAGCCAGGCCUAGACUCUUUCUUGGCUUGCCUCCGUCCCUCGCCUUCCUCCUCUCCGUCCUCCCGCUGCCGCCGCCGCCCCCGCCCCCGCGCUUGCUUUGAGGUGAGAACACAUGGCGCACGAUUUUGGUGGAGAUAGCGAGUUUGAGGACCAAUCCAAUGAGGGCUACCAAGAGCCUGCGUUCGAGGCAUUUAUGUGCCCCCUCACUAGGCAGGUCAUGCACGAUCCUGUUACCAUCGAGACAGGUCAGACCUUCGAGCGAGAGGCCAUUCUCAAGUGGUUUAAGGAAUGCAGGGACAGUGGGAGGAAGCCAACGUGCCCGCUGACACAAACGGAACUACGCAGCACCGACAUCAGCCCCAGCAUAGCUUUGCGCAAUGUCAUCGAUGAAUGGAGGGCAAGGAAUGAGGAAAAGGAGCUUGAGAAAGCCUGCAAUUCUCUCAAUCUACAGUCUGAAGAUGACACCCUGCAUGCUCUGGUGUAUAUCUCACAGAUGUGCCAAAAGAGCAGUGCAAAGAAGAACCUUGUGCGCAAAGAAGGUAUCAUACCAACAAUCGCUGACAUGUUGAAGAGCAACAGCAGAAGGGUUCGCCUCAAGUCUCUUGAAGUCCUACGCGUGGUUGUUGAGGACAACAAUGAAAAUAAGGAAGAGCUGGGGGAAGGUGACACCAUACGCACAAUUAUAAAGUUCUUGUCCAAUGAGCAUUUCCAGGAGAGGGAACUUGCAGUCUCACUGUUAUAUGAACUUUCAAAGUACGAGCCUAUAUGCGAAAGGAUUGGUGCAGUCUAUGGGGCUAUACUUCUACUGGUUGGGAUGGGAAGUAGUAAAUCAGAGAACGUCAUAUCUGUGGAGAAAGCAGCUGUGGAGAAAGCGGAGAACACGCUGAAGAAUCUGGAGAAGUAUGAAACAAACGUCAAGCAGAUGGCUGAAAACGGCAGGCUUCAGCCUCUACUUACCAAACUCCUUGAAGGCACACCUGAAGUGCAGGUUGCCAUGGCUGAAUACCUUGGUGAGCUUGCUUUGGCGAACGACAUGAAGGUUGUGGUAGCGGAGCAGGUCGGGGCGUUGCUGGUGAGCACCAUGAAGACCGGCACCCUGCCGGCAAGAGAGGCGACGCUCAAAGCGCUGAGGGAGAUUUCAUCAAACGAGUGCAGCGCCAAGAUCCUGCUUGAGGCGGGCAUCCUGCCGCCGCUGGUGAAGGACCUCUUCUCCGUUGGUGCCGGUCACCUGCCCAUGAGGCUCAAGGAGGUGUCCGCUGCGAUCCUGGCCAACCUGGUGGCCUCGGGCGCCAACUUCCGGUCCAUCCCGCUAGACGAGAGCGGGCAGACGCUGCUGUCGGAGGAUGUUGUGCACAGCCUGCUCCAUCUGAUCAGCAACACCGGCCCGGCCAUCGAAUGCAAGCUCCUCAACGUCCUCGUCGGGCUCACCGGCUCCCCGACGACCGUCACUGACGUGGUGUCCGCCAUCCGGAGCUCCGGCGCGACCAUCAGCCUGAUCCAGUACGUGGAGGCUGCGCACCGGGAGAUCCGCGUGGAGUCCCUGAAGCUGCUGCGCAACGUGUCGCCGUACAUGGGCGCGGAGCUGGCGGACGCCCUCGGCGGGAGCUCCGGCCACCUCAGCAGCCUGCUGAGAGUGGUCUCCGACGACAGGAGCGGCGUGUGGGAGGAGCAGGCGGCGGCCGUGGGGCUGCUUGGCGACCUCCCGGAGAGGGACUGGAACCUGACGCGGCAGCUGUUGGACCUGGGCGCGUUCCGGACGCUGGCGUCGAAGCUGGUGGAGCUCCGGCGGGGCACGAUCCGCGGCAACCGGCACGUGGCGCCGUUCACGGAGGGCGCCGUGAAGGUGCUGUACAGGGUGACGUGCGCGCUGCAGGAGGAGGCGGAGUACGUGGAGUUGGCGCGGGAGGUGGGCCUGGCGCCGCUGUUCGUGGAGCUGCUGCAGCAGAUGAGCAGCGGCCUGGACGCGGUGCAGGUCUACUCGGCGAUGGCGCUGGAGAACCUGUCCAUGCGGUCGAGUAGCCUGACGACCGUGCCAGACGCGCCGCCGCCGCCUCCAGGCUUCAUGUGUGCAUGCUUCGGGGGCGGAGGGAAGGCCAACAAUCCGAAGCCUGGGGCUCUGGGGACGUGCCGCGUGCACGGCGGAUUCUGCUCGCUGCGGGAGACGUUCUGUCUGGUGGAGACCGGGUGCAAGGCGGUGGAGCGUCUGGUGGCGUGCCUUGAGCACGCGGACGCUCGGGUGGUGGAGGCGGCGCUGGCGGCGCUGUCCACGCUGGUGGGGGACGACGUGGCGAACGUGACGGAGGGGGUGGUGGUGAUGGGGGAGGCGGAGGGGCUGCGCCCCGUGGUGGAGGUGCUGGUGGAGAACCGGACGGAGGCGCUGCAACGGCGGGCAGUGUGGGCGGUGGAGCGGAUCCUACGCGUGGAGGACAUCGCGCAGGAGGUGGCGGUGGACCAGAGCGUGGCGUCGGCUCUGGUGGAGGCGUACCGGAACGGCGACGCCCGCACACGGCAGACGGCGGAGCGCGCGCUCCGCCACCUGGACAGGAUCCCAAACUUCUCCAGCGCCUUCCACCACGCCGCCGCCAAGCCCCCGGCGACCACGGCCAAAAACAGAUGAUCAGUCAGUCCAGUCCCUGUCAUCGCCAUCCAUCUGAAUUGCAUUCGCCUUUGUUUCAUUUGUUUCAUACAUGAUGUGAUGGCCAUCCUUUGUACAUCUCAUAAGAGUACCCAGGCAGGCCAGUGUGCUCCUUACAUACAUUACAUGAUGAUGAUUGUAAUAUAUAUUCUGUUGAUUUGUUUGCUACACCUUCA
Molecule: messenger RNA, 3050 nt
Organism: Phragmites australis (common reed)
Lineage: Eukaryota; Viridiplantae; Streptophyta; Magnoliopsida; Poales; Poaceae
Product: U-box domain-containing protein 24-like
Exons: 4
Coding region: 352-2856 (834 amino acids)
Biological process (GO): protein ubiquitination
Molecular function (GO): protein binding; ubiquitin-protein transferase activity
Source: RefSeq, a predicted model, not a curated record